Molecule: messenger RNA, 1328 nt
Organism: Hippocampus comes (tiger tail seahorse)
Lineage: Eukaryota; Metazoa; Chordata; Actinopteri; Syngnathiformes; Syngnathidae
Gene: tmem147
Product: transmembrane protein 147
Exons: 8
Coding region: 135-812 (225 amino acids)
Source: RefSeq, a predicted model, not a curated record
UGGUUAUUUCUCGCUGUCAUUGAGCCCCAGCGGAAACUCAGUCGGAGGGAUUUUAACGUAGAACAACACUAACUUCCGGUAACGCACGGCGUCCUGCUUCCCCUUGUUGCCACCUGAUCAUCUGACUGGCCGUCAUGACCCUGUUUCAUUUUGGAAAUUGCUUUGCUUUGGCGUAUUUCCCUUACUUUAUAACAUACAAGUGCAGCGGCCUUUCCGAAUACAACGCUUUCUGGAAGUGUGUCCAGGCUGGAGCUACCUACCUUUUUGUCCAGCUCUGCAAAAUGUUGUUCCUUGCGACUUUUUUCCCCACCUGGGAAGGAGGAGCUGGAGUUUAUGACUUUGUUGGGGAAUUUAUGAAAGCAACAGUGGACCUUGCAGACCUGCUGGGCCUCCAUCUUGUCAUGUCACGAAAUGCCGGCAAAGGAGAGUACAAAAUCAUGGUAGCCGCCAUGGGGUGGGCAACCGCCGAACUUGUAAUGUCGAGAUGUCUUCCUCUCUGGGUUGGGGCCAGAGGGAUCGAAUUUGACUGGAAAUACAUCCAGAUGAGCUUUGACUCCAAUAUUAGUUUGGUCCAUUAUAUUGCCAUGGCAGCGGUAGUGUGGAUGUUUACACGCUACGACCUUCCCAAGAGCUUCAGGCUCCCUGUCACUGUGCUGCUGGCCCUCUGUGUCUACAAGUCCUUCUUAAUGGAGUUGUUCAUCCAUGCCUUCGUCUUGGGCAGCUGGACCGUGUUGUUGGUGAAAGCUGUGCUGACUGGUGCCAUCUCCCUCUGCUCACUUCUUCUCUUCGUCUCCUUGGUGCACAGCAACUAAGUCCAAAACCAGUUGCAUUGACCAGUCUUAGAGCCAAGUCACCGAUUGGUGAUUGAGCCAAUUCAUCCAGGCUACCACCCCGCCAGCUGGUGAUUUGGUGGAUCUGCAUUGCAGCUAGUUCUUUUGUGGUGGAUGCAAGUGACAUCAAAAGACAUUCUCUAUGAUAUCGACUGAAACACUUGAUAUUUUGCGAAAGGGUGUAUUUUGAUCACAAAUUUAACCCAUUACAAGCAUUGCAAGUAACAUUUAUGCUCAGCCGUUUUAAUGAAUAGAUUAACAACACAUUUUCAUCAUUUCUUGAAAUGGACACUGCAAAUGUAAUUUUAUUUAUAUCCGACUUUUCAACACGUCAUGAUCUAAACUGAGUAGAAUCAAUCAGCAAGCAAGUUAUUUUUCAUCACAGUACAAAAUUUGACCUCUAUGUGACAAAUCCACCUCAAAUGUACUUAGACUUGUUGAAAGAUUUUUAAGAUGAGAAACUGUAUGAAUAAAUCUCAACUUAUGUUUUCGUCAUUU